AUGAAUCAAUCUAUCGCCAACGGACUCCGAGAUCGUACCGCAUCCUCUCGUGCUGAGCGACGCGUUAGACCUUAUCCAACACGUCGACCUGUCUGCCCAACAAAUAAGAACGACCCGGUGCAGCCUCUCGAAGUUCCGAUUCAACCUGAGCCUGAUGCAGGCAAUCACGAGCUUAAGCUGCUUAUUGGCCUUCUGAUUCUGCGAGCAGUCUUCGGCAUCAUCAUCCAUCUUAAGCUCCACUGGAAUCUCCUUGCAUGA
Molecule: messenger RNA, 258 nt
Organism: Marasmius oreades (fairy-ring Marasmius)
Lineage: Eukaryota; Fungi; Basidiomycota; Agaricomycetes; Agaricales; Marasmiaceae
Exons: 3
Coding region: 1-258 (85 amino acids)
Source: RefSeq, a predicted model, not a curated record